Fundulus heteroclitus (mummichog) is the source of this 3310-nucleotide messenger RNA. RefSeq names its product protein tyrosine phosphatase non-receptor type 22 (gene ptpn22). The record is from RefSeq and is a predicted model, not a curated record. NCBI's taxonomy places the organism in Eukaryota, Metazoa, Chordata, Actinopteri, Cyprinodontiformes, Fundulidae. Gene Ontology annotation, cellular component: cytoplasm; nucleus. Gene Ontology annotation, molecular function: non-membrane spanning protein tyrosine phosphatase activity. Gene Ontology annotation, biological process: peptidyl-tyrosine dephosphorylation.
CGUCAUAGCAGUUCCUCGAUUAAAGAGUCGCGGUGGCGAAGUGCACUGAUAUGCCACUGCACUGAACGCCAGACUACGCCAUGAUCCAUGGACAAGGAUCUUUGUGAUCUGACAUGCCUGUGAAGGAAACCCUAUCCCAGACAGCGUACAGCCAAUCAUGGAGCAGCAGGCCUGGAUUCUGAGGAGCAUCCUGGCCCAGCUGGAGAGUCAGGAGGCUGCGGAUGAGGGGGCACCCAACAGUAUUGCCGCGGAGUUUGCGAGCUUGAAAACCCAGUCAACAAAAUAUCGCACUGACAAGAUCUUCUCCACCAAGACGGCAGAAAAACAAGAAAACGUCAAGAAGAACCGAUACAAGGACAUUGUCCCCUUUGACCACACCAGAGUAAAGCUCACUCUCACCACAUCCAAAAAAGACACCGACUACAUCAAUGCUAGUUUUAUCCAGGGAGUUUCAGGGUCCAGGGCCUAUAUCGCUACUCAGGGUCCACUUCCACACACACUGGUGGACUUCUUACGGAUGAUUUGGGAAUACGACGUAAAGGUUAUUGUAAUGUCCUGCCGAGAAUUCGAAAUGGGCAAGAAAAAGUGUGAAGUGUACUGGCCACAGAAACAAGAAGCUCCGUUUGUCUGCGAGGCUUUUGCCGUUCACUGUGACUCUGAAGAAAGUAAAGGAGACUAUCUGACAAGGACGUUAAGGUUGACUUAUCGUAACUGUAGCCGCACUUUGAAACAGCUGCACUACGUCAACUGGCCAGAUCACGGCGUACCAGACACCAUCCCACCCAUUCUGGACCUGCUGCACGAGAUGCGCUGUUACCAGGCGCAUGAUGACAUCCCCAUAUGCAUCCACUGCAGUGCUGGCUGUGGAAGAACGGGAGCCCUGUGUGUCAUUGAUUAUACAUGGAACCUCCUCAGAAGUCAGAUGAUCACCUCAGAUUUUAGCAUCUACAACUUAGUUCAGGACAUGAGAACCCAGAGGCCGUCAGUGGUUCAAACCAAGGAACAAUAUCUACUCGUCUACAGAACCAUCAGGGAACUGUUUAAGAGGUAUUUGCAAACAAUGGAGGAAGAAAACUGCCACAGUGAGGUGGAACAAUCAGCCGUCGGCGCCAUAAGUGAAAACGAUCUCUCUGACCAGAGCGAGGAGUUCGAAUUAACCCCAGAGCAUCAGGACCUGUUUGGGGAAGAGAAAGGUUAUUUGCAACAGUACAGCCCUCCUUUGGUCCACACUUCAGAAGCUCUAACUCCCCUUAAUUAUGAGACCAUGCAGUGGUGCCAGGAACAGUAUAACCCGUUCCACACCACACCAGAGGAACUGAAUGUCAGCCAGGGCUUAGGUGAGGGACCGACGGGCUCUCCUACACUGCUUCAUGCCAGCCACGUUGCAUUUACCCUGAGUGAAGGCGUACCGAACAGUGGUGACGUGUCUGGAGUGAAUUCUUCAACCUUACCGGCCGUGCCUGAGGCCGUGUGUCUGAUGGUGGAGGACCCCUAUUUCGACACGCCUAUGAGCUCCCCUUCAUCCGAGGAGGCUCCAGUGGAACCAGCAGAAGACUCGACAUGGACCUGCAGUCCGAUCUUCAGCACGCCGUCUUUGCUCCUGAACGACCAGACCAUAGAGCCCAGCUCUCCGGCCUCAGUCCCGACCGAUGAUGAGGCGCCUCCACCUUUGCCCGAACGGACCCUUGAGUCCUUCUUCCUGGCCGAGGAAGCAGAGCUCUCAGAUCCAUGUCAAAGGUUGUCUGUUAUCUUUCCACCAAAUGCUGCUGCUGCUGAACCCAUAAGGGAGCUGGAAGGAAGCCCCCCAUCACCUGCCCCACCACUUCCAGAGAGAACCCCAGAAUCCUUUGAGCUCGCCACUGAUCCAGUUCUCGUGGCGCCUCCGUUGAAAGUGCCUCUGGCAGUGAACCUGGGUGUAAUAGGAUUGUCUUCAGAAUGGUCGGGGACUUUGAAGUCAGAAGAUGGACUUCAUCAGGAUAAAACAUUUAUGAGGAGCAAGAGUCUCAGAGCAAAAAUGACUUUCUCAGCUAAACCGCUUGAUCAAACAAAUUACUGUCCAUCUCUGGAUCCUCUGACUCCCGCACAUCUUCCUAACACGGAGGACUGUCUGGCAUCGCCUGUCGCUAAAAGGACCCCAGAAUCCUUCCCUCUCCCUGCAGACGAGAAUCAUGAGGGAAAUACGCUACGCCCCCUUUCAAUGGGCUCAACACAACUUUUACCGAGGACAGGAAUGUCAUCGGAGUGGGAUGGCAGCGCCCAGCCCAAGAAGUUCCUGGAUUCUGUCAUGAACCGGAGCAAGAGUGUUCGAGCUAGAAGUUCACAAGUGUUCGAGCUAGAAGUUCACAGUUGGAGCCCCUCAGUGCAUUUCCGCAGCGCACUCCUCUUCCUGUGGUCGCAGCUGAAGGAGGAAGUGCGCAAGUGGAACAACAGAACACGAACCACACACCCAACCUGAACAGUGACAAACCAGGAAACAAAGCAGACAAAAGAAAUGAAAAGGGCAUGUUGAGAACAAAGAGUCUGAAACUUUUUAGGCAUAAAGCAAAACCCAAAACAACCCCCCCACCGCCUCCUACUCAGGAUGGAGCUCCACCUGCCUCACACAGUAGCUCAUUUACUGUGUUCAAAUUUGGAUUUGGGAACCGCUUUGGAAAGCCAAAAGGCCCCAGGGCCUACCCAGAGACCUGGAUCUGAAGCGACGGGGUCCCCUAAUGACGCAGUGCACUACGCAGUGACUUUGGGACAGAAGCAGUUUUAUUACAAAGUUGUCAAGAAAACAUCGGACACAGCAGAACAGAGAAAAGCCUCGACGGGAGGCUCUGUGCAACAGCGCCUCCCGUCAGGACACACACAACGGUCUUUGUGCAAUUUAUAAAGUAAAGCAAAUUUUGACCACUGAACAGUGCCUUCUAUGAAACAAACAAAAUAAAUUCAACAUCAACUCAAGCGGGGCUUUACUCUGAAAUGAGAAACUGCUUGGAAGAGUUAGUUUGAUGUAAGAAAUUGUAUCUUUUUUUUUCCCUUUCUGUGCUCAAGGCAAAGCUCUUAAACUCAGAGUGUUAGGACUACAUUUAGAUAUGCAUGUGUGUGAUCGCCUGUAUGCUUUUCGUCGUGAAUGAAAAGGGGUAAAACAUUGAAUCUUGAUGAGCACAAAACUUUGUCUUUCAAACAGAGCGGCCUUCUCGUCGUUUAGUGCUUCUUUGCUGGAAUAUAAUAUUUAAAAGCGACGAGAUGAAACGCAUAUCCUACUGAACAAUGAAUGUCAUACACGUGGAUGUGCUGCGACUGCACAAUUAUUUAUUAAAAAAAA